This is a messenger RNA of Eremothecium gossypii ATCC 10895, 1716 nucleotides long. It is a transcript of the gene BRF1, whose product is annotated as transcription factor TFIIIB subunit BRF1. Bases 1 to 1716 code for a protein of 571 amino acids. Gene Ontology annotation, cellular component: transcription preinitiation complex; transcription factor TFIIIB complex; nucleus. The record is from RefSeq and is marked provisional. NCBI's taxonomy places the organism in Eukaryota, Fungi, Ascomycota, Saccharomycetes, Saccharomycetales, Saccharomycetaceae. The transcript has a single exon. Gene Ontology annotation, biological process: transcription preinitiation complex assembly; transcription by RNA polymerase III; DNA-templated transcription initiation. Gene Ontology annotation, molecular function: TBP-class protein binding; RNA polymerase III general transcription initiation factor activity; RNA polymerase III type 3 promoter sequence-specific DNA binding.
AUGGCGAAGUGUAAGAACUGCGGCCACACGGAGAUAGUAGUGGACCUGUCCAACGCGAACAACGACCGCGUGUGCAAGGCAUGCGGCGUGGUGUCGGAGGACAACCCGAUCGUGUCGGAGGUGACCUUUGGAGAGACGAGCUCGGGCGCGGCGGUCGUGCAGGGGUCGUUCGUCGCGGCGGGGCAGGCGCACGCGGCGUUUGGUCCGCAUGGGACGAGCGCGUUAGAGUCGCGCGAGGCGACGCUGAACAAUGCGCGGCGCAAGCUGCAGGCGGUGUCGCACGCGCUGCAGAUCCCGGAGUACGUGCGCGAGGCGGCGUUCCAGUGGUACCAGCUGGCGCUGUCGAACAACUUCGUGCAGGGCAGGCGAUCGCAGAAUGUUAUCGCCGCGUGUCUGUACGUGGCGUGCCGCAAAGAGAAGACGCACCACAUGCUGAUCGACUUCUCUUCGCGGCUGCAGGUGAGCGUGUACUCGAUCGGGGCGACCUUCCUGAAGAUGGUGAAGGUCCUGCACAUUGUGAAGCUGCCGCUUGCAGACCCGUCGCUGUUCAUCCAGCAUUUCGCCGAGAAGCUCGACCUCGGUGACAAGAAGAUCAAAGUGGUCAAGGACGCCGUCAAGCUCGCACAGACCAUGUCCAAGGACUGGAUGUACGAGGGGCGGCGGCCCGCGGGUAUUGCCGGUGCGUGCCUGCUGCUGGCGUGUCGGAUGAACAAUCUGCGGCGCACGCACUCCGAGGUCGUGGCGGUCUCGCACGUCGCGGAAGAGACGCUGCAGCAACGCCUGAACGAGUUCAAGAACACCAAGUCCGGGAACCUCUCGAUAAAGCAGUUCCGCGACACGAGCACAGAGGAAGAGGUCCAGCAGAGCGACAGUAAGCCGCCAAGUUUCAGGCGAAACAGGCUGAAGGAGACCAAACUGAAGGAGAAGGGCCCCGCGGAGCACCUGGAGACCAGCGAUCAGGCAUUAGCGCGCAACCCCAUUCUGAGCCAGGUUCUGGGCGGGCAAGAGGUGACGUCGAAGGAGGUGUUGUUCUACCUGAAACAGAUCUCGGAGCGCCGAGAGCGCGCCCUGUCCAAGCGCCGCGACCAGGGCAACAAUGACUCACCAGACGCGCACUCGCAGGCUGGCGAUAAGCGUUCGCGAGGCGAUGCCUCGGGGUCAGACUACGAAGACCAGGACGGCUCGCGCCUCGACUCCGAUGCGUCUUCAGAGCAUUCUCAGGGCCAGAUAGACGGGUACUCCCUGGAGACGGACCCUUAUAGACCACGCAACCUGCAUCUGUUGCCCACCUCGGAGUCCCUACUUUCCAAGGUCAGCGACGAUCCAGAAAACCUUGAGGACGUAGACGACGAGGAGCUUGAAGCCCACAUAUUGGACGAGGAGGCAUCGAAGCUGAAGGAGCGUAUCUGGAUCGGCAUCAACGGCGAGUAUCUACUGGAGCAGGAAUCGAAGCGGCUGAAGCUGGAAGCUGAUCUGGCCUCGGGUAACACCUCGCUCAAGAAGAAGCGCAGCAGCAAGAAGCGGAAAACGGAUGCAUCAAACCUUCUCCCAGAGGCUCUUGCUGCUGCUGAUCCGACAGGCAUACAGCCGGCCUUGCAAGUUGCAGAAGCCUCCGGCGACCUCACAACUGCAGAGUCAGUCAAGAAUAUGUUACAAAAGACAAGCUUCUCUAAGAAGAUUAACUACGACGCCAUAGACGGCCUGUUUGGUGGCUAG